This is a messenger RNA of Suillus subalutaceus, 549 nucleotides long. RefSeq lists its product as uncharacterized. Bases 1 to 549 code for a protein of 182 amino acids. Lineage: Eukaryota; Fungi; Basidiomycota; Agaricomycetes; Boletales; Suillaceae. The transcript is spliced from 4 exons. The record is from RefSeq and is a predicted model, not a curated record.
AUGAAGCUCGAUGGUGGGACAAUCUCAUAUGGGGCUGUCCACAGUAUAUCCAACCGGUUUUCCAAAACAACGCACAUCAGCUUCAAGGUUGAGACUUCUCAGUGUGAAUUGGCCAUUGCUUGGUUACAUGAUCUCAUAUACAAAUUUGAUAUUAGACAAGGAAAGUGCAGAUUCCAAAUUUCUGGUGCCAAGCUGGUGCAGUCACUUCUGGAACUUAAGUGUGAUGGAAACAAUGUUCUAUUCUCUGUAUGGGCUGGGAUGCUCUAUGAUAAGAGCUCGGCAUCACUCGCUGGUACCAUCCUUCCUCAAACAGAAUUUGUGCUAAAGCUUAUCCAGAACCUUCAAGAGUAUUCUGAUACAGUGGUCGCAGAUUUUGAGGAACUGCCAAGGAAAUACUGCACGUAUCAUGAAAGCGUAACAUUUUGGACAUAUUCAAACUACGGAGUGUCUGCCCAAAAACUUCGGGGACCCUUCUACCGGCUUGCUCCGUUGAAGCUCACGAGCGGCACCCUUGGUGAAUUGGGUAAGAAUCCUGCAACCAAGGUGUGA